Messenger RNA from Diceros bicornis minor, 6399 nucleotides. It is a transcript of the gene MIA3, whose product is annotated as MIA SH3 domain ER export factor 3. The transcript has 29 exons. Gene Ontology annotation, biological process: endoplasmic reticulum to Golgi vesicle-mediated transport; vesicle cargo loading; protein secretion. Gene Ontology annotation, cellular component: endoplasmic reticulum exit site; endoplasmic reticulum membrane. The record is from RefSeq and is a predicted model, not a curated record. Gene Ontology annotation, molecular function: protein binding. The coding region runs from base 1 to 5865 and encodes 1954 amino acids. Lineage: Eukaryota; Metazoa; Chordata; Mammalia; Perissodactyla; Rhinocerotidae.
AUGGCUGCGGCGCCGGGGCUGCUCUUGUGGCUGCUGCUGCUCGGGCCGCCCUGGCGGGUGCCGGGCCAGCCGGACCUGGACGCGGGCCGGCGCUUCUCGGAGCACAAACUCUGCGCGGACGACGAAUGCAGCAUGUUAAUGUACCGGGGUGAGGCUCUACAAGAUUUCACGGGCCCAGAUUGUCGUUUUGUGAAUUUUAAAAAAGGUGACCAUGUAUAUGUCUACUAUAAACUGGCAGGGGGAUCGCCUGAAGUUUGGGCUGGAAGUGUUGGGCGUAUUUUUGGAUAUUUUCCAAAGGAUUUAAUCCAAGUAGUCCAUGAAUAUACUAAAGAAGAGCUACAAGUUCCAACAGAUGAGACGGAUUUUGUUUGUUUUGAUGGGGGAAGAGAUGAUUUUGAUAAUUACAAUGUAGAAGAACUUUUGGGAUUUUUGGAAUUGUAUGAUUCUGCACCUGAAGAUUCUGAAAAAGCUAUAGAAAAAACUUCCCAGCAUGUGGAAAAACCUCCUGAGGUAUCUGAGGAAAGUGACCCUGAUGCUGACCCAGUAGAAUCCAACUCAGAGGACAGUGAAAGUAUAUUCUCAGAAAACACUAAGGAACUCAAGGAAAGACCUGAGGUGCAGAAAAACCACCCACAUGUAAACAGUCAAACAGAUGAGGCCCAGGGAGAGCCAUCUUCAUUUGAAUCCUUUGAAGAAAUGCUGCAAGAUAAAUUAAAAGUGCCAGAAAGUGAAAACAACAAAACCAGCAAUAGUUCUCAGGUCUCAAACGAACAGGAGAAGAUUGAUGCUUAUAAACUUUUGAAAAAAGAAAUGACCCUGGACUUGAAAACCAAAUUCGGCUCAACUGCAGACGCACUGGUAUCCGAUGAUGAGACGACCGGACUUGUUACCUCAUUAGAAGAUGAUUUUGAUGAGGAAUUGGAUGCUGAGUAUUACACAGUGGGGAAGGAAGAAGAGGAGAGUAAAGAAAACUUGGAUGAGAUACCAUUACUAACCUUUGCAAGUGGAGAAGAUACAGAGACUCCAGUGAAAUCUGGAGCUGAGAAAUACUCAACAGACAAAGAGCAGAAUUCAGGUGAAGAGCAUAAGGUAACUCAGCCCCCUGGCAUCAAAAACGAUGAUAAAAAUAAACUAACAACCUGGGAGGAUACCAUCUUCUCUUUUGUCACAAAGGGUGAAGAGCAAACAGGCAUGGAUUUAGAGAGUUCUAAUUCAGAGGAAGAAAAGGAAGGUGAUGAUGUAUUAGUCCCAGAGAGCCAACGGGUCAAACCACGAUCAGCAACAGAUUAUAUUGACCCUGUAAAGGCAGAAGAUGGUUCUUUGAUUAUAGAACUCCCUAAACCAAAUAAUGAGAAAGACCUGGAAAUGGACACAGAACUUCACAUUAAAGAAAAAAGGAAGAAGGUUGAGGAUUCCAGGAGGGGCCUGGUGCAGGAUGAGACAGGAUUAGAGGAUGCCGAGCAAGAAGGCAUGACCGUGCGUAAUGCUCCUCAAAGCGGUAACCUCAAUUCCUUGCCAGCUUCUGAAAAGGGUAAAGACACAUUAAAGUCAGCCUUUGAUAACAAAGAAAAUGACCUAAAAGGAGCAGCUGUUCAUAUCUCCAAAGGAAAGUUCCAUGAAGAAAAGCCUACAGGGCAGAUUUUGGAAGGUGGCUCAGAGAGUAAAUCAAGAUAUAAAGCUGCAGGGAAUCAAAUGAAGGAGGGAAAGAUUGAACAGGAGUCCAUGGAUAGUGCACCACUCUCGGGAGAUAAUCAGCAUAAUGCAUCCAAAGACAGUGAGGAGGAUGGGGACCUUCCAGUAAGUGGACCAAAACCACAUACACUUUCAGUGGAGCAUCCACGUGAGGAAUUUAAAGAGAAAAGUCGUCUUAAAACUCAAAACCAACCUAGCUUCUCCUCUCCAAGUGAAAUUGGUGUGCCAAGAGAACUGGAAGAGGGUCCCAUUCUGGGAAGAAAUCUUUCCUGGCAACAAGAAAGAGAGGUGGCUGCUGCAGUUAAUAAGCAAGCGAAUGAGAAGAGAAAGCGCUCUGAGGAAGAGGUCAGAGAGGAGCCCUCGGAGGAAGACUUUGUGCAUCACGAGCCAGUGCCGGGCACGCAGGAAGUGGAAACAGCAGGCCAAAACGAUAGCACGGAAGUUCCAGAUUUCCGUAGCGAAGAGCCAGAAGCAGAGGAUGAUGAUUACACUCCUGAAGAACUACUGGAGGAUGAAAAUGCCGUCAGUGCAAAACAGUCUAAAGAAGAAAGCCUCGCGACUCAGGACAGGCAGUUAGACGUUCAUCCCCAAGUCCCUGAGGGAGCUAUUGAAGGCGUCGUUCAUAGUCAUCCAGAAUCUGAAGACAACGAAGAGGAAACUAGUAGUAUUUUGGAAAUGGAAAGAAAAAGUGAAACUGUGGGCAAAGGGGUGGACGCAGUAGGCAGGAAACCUGGUGUGAUGGUGGUGGAAAAAGAAGAAAGCCCUCUGGCAGAUACGAAAGCACAGAGGCCUUCUGAAGUCAGCGACUUUCCUGACAAGGAAAAAAAUCAGAUUCCAGAGUUAGAUGAAGAGUUUCAGGGUAAAGAUUCUGACUAUUUUAAAGACAGCACCCCUGAGGAACACCUGAACACCUCAGGGCUCACAGAAAAGCCUGGGGGAGAAGAAGUCUCAAAAGAGCACCAUGAGAACUUAGAGAAAUUCUUGGACAUAGAGAGCCAGGGGCCUGCUUCUGAGGAACAUGAGGAUGACACGUUCCACUGGCCUCCCCAUCCCACUGCAAAGGCGGGGCGUGGUGACAAGAUGAAGGACUUGCCUAUAAUAAGCAGCUUCUUCAAAGAACAGCAGUCUUUGCAGCGGUUCCAGAAGUACUUCGAUGUCCACGAGCUGGAAGCCAUGUUCCAAGAAAUGUCACUAAAGCUGAAGGCUGCCCAGCAGGAGAGCCUGCCCUAUAAUGUGGAAAAAGUCCUAGAUAAGGUUUUUCGUGCAUCUGAGUCACACAUUCUGAGUGAGGCAGAGAAAAUGCUCGAUACUCGUGUGAGUGAAAAUAGAGACCUGGGAAUGAAGGAAAGUAACAUAUUUGAAGAGGCUGCAGUGCUAGAUGAUAUUCAAGACCUGAUCUAUUUUGUCAGGUACACACACUCCACAGUGGAGGAGACUGUGCCGCUGGGAGUGGCACAGCGUCAGGAGGAAGGCUGGGAUGGACCGAUGGAAGAGAUACCACCACCACUUGAAGAUAAUUUCCCACAAGAGAACACAGAAGACCUUACAAUGCAGAUUCCUGAAGAGCCCAGCCAUUUGGAUCAACACGUGACUAGUGACGUGGGUACCUCAGAAGUGUCACAGAAGCUGAAUACUGAGAAGGACAUAGAUCCAGGGCUAAUUACCACAGAAGGCACUCCUGUCAAUGCUGUUGAUGCUAGAAGGCAACUAGAAACAAAGGUUGAAGAACCAACGAGUGUCACACCUUUGGAAAAUGCAAUUCUGUUAAUAUAUUCAUUCAUGUUUUAUUUAACUAAGACGCUGGUUGCUACAUUGCCUGAUGAUGUUCAGCCUGGGCCGGAUUUUUAUGGCUUGCCAUGGAAGCCUGUACUUAUCACUGCCUUCUUGGGAAUUGUUUCAUUUGCUGUUUUCUUCUGGAGAACUAUCCUUGUUGUAAAGAAUAGAGUAUAUCAAGUCACUGAACAGCAAAUUUCUGAGAAGUUGAAGAAUAUCAUGAAAGAAAACACAGAACUUGUACAAAAAUUGUCAACUUAUGAACAGAAGAUCAAGGAAUCAAAGAAGCAUAUUCAGGAAACCAAGAAACAAAAUAUGAUUCUCUCAGAUGAAGCAAUUAAGUUUAAGGAUAAAAUCAAGAACCUUGAAGAAACUAAUGGAAUUCUGGAUGAGACAGCUAAAAGUCUGCAUGUUAUGUUAGAAUCUGAGAGAGAACAGAAUGCCAAAAAUCAGGACUUGAUAUUGGAAAACAAGAAAUCUAUAGAGAAGUUAAAGGAUGUUAUUUCAAUGAAUGCUUCAGAAUUUUCAGAGGUUCAAAUUGCCCUUAAUGAGGCUAAACUUAGUGAAGAGAAGGUGAAGUCUGAAUGCCUUCGGGUUCAAGAAGAAAAUGCUAGACUUAAGAAGAAGAAGGAGCAGUUGCAGCAGGAAAUCAAAGACUGGAGUAAAUCACAUGCUGAGCUCAGUGAGCAAAUCAGGUCAUUUGAGAAGUCUCAGAAGGAUUUGGAGGUAGCUCUCACUCACAAAGAUGAUAAUAUUAAUGCUUUGACUAAUUGCAUUACACAGUUGAAUCGGUUAGAUUGUGAGUCUGAAUCUAAGGGUCAGAAUAAAGGAGGAAAUGAGUCAGAUGAAUUAGCAAACGGAGAAGUGGGAGGUGACCGGAGUGAGAGGAUGAAAAACCAGAUUAAGCAGAUGAUGGACGUUUCUCGGACACAAACCGCAAUAUCGGUAGUUGAAGAGGAUCUAAAACUUUUACAAGUUAAGCUUAGAGCCUCGAUGUCCACUAAAUGUAACCUGGAAGACCAAAUAAAGAAAUUAGAAGAUGAUCGCAAUUCACUGCAGUCUGCCAAGGCUGGACUGGAAGAUGAGUGCAAAACCUUGAGGCAGAAAGUGGAGAUUCUGAAUGAACUCUAUCAGCAGAAGGAGAUGGCUCUGCAAAAGAAGCUGAGUCAAGAAGAGUAUGAGCGGCAGGAAAGAGAGCAGCGGCUGUCGGCGGCGGACGAGAAGGCGAUUCUGGCGGCCGAGGAAGUGAAAACUUACAAGCGGAGAAUUGAAGAAAUGGAGGAUGAAUUACAGAAAACAGAGCGCUCAUUUAAAAACCAGAUUGCUACUCAUGAGAAGAAAGCGCACGAUAACUGGCUCAAAGCUCGUGCUGCAGAAAGAGCCAUAGCUGAAGAGAAACGGGAAGCUGCCAACUUGAGGCACAAAUUAUUGGAAAUAACCCAAAAGAUGGCAAUGCUGCAAGAAGAGCCUGUGAUUGUAAAACCAAUGCCAGGAAGACCCAGCAUUCAAAACCCUCCCCGGAGAGGUCCUCUGAGCCAGAACGGCUCCUUUGGCCCAUCUCCUGUGAGUGGUGGAGAGUGCUCCCCUCCACCGACAGCAGACCCCCCGGCACCGGCAAGACCUCUCUCUGCCACGCUCAGUCGAAGAGAGAUGCCAAGAAGUGAAUUCGGGUCAGUGGAUGGGCCGCUCCCUCGUCCUCGGUGGUCAUCUGAGGCAUCUGGGAAACCCUCUGCCUCUGCAGAUCCCGGAUCUGGUGCACCUUCCACAAUGAACAGCAGCUCAAGAAGUUCUUCCCCUACCAAGAUGAGGGAUGAGGGCAAGCAAACUGUUCCCCAAGAGCCUGAAGGCCCUUCAGUUCCCAACAGUACAUCCUUGGCUGAGCAUCCAGUAGCAGUUAAUGUGGCUGCAAAAGGACCCCCUCGAUUCCCAGGGGUGCCCCUCAUGAACUCCCCUGUGGGAGGCCCUCUGCCACCACCCAUUCGGUACGGACCACCUCCCCAGCUCGUCGGGCCUCCUCCACCCGUUCAGUAUGGACCACCUCCCCAGCUCUGCGGGCCUUUCAGGCCUCGGCCACUUCCUCCACAGUUUGGUCCUGGUCCGCGUCCACCACUAGGCAUCAGAGAAUAUGCACCAGGCGUUCCACCUGGAAAGCGGGACCUGCCUGUCGACCCUCGAGAGUUUUUACCAGGACAUGCACCUUUUAGACCUUUAGGCUCUUUUGUCCCAAGAGAGUACUUUAUUCCUGGCACCCGAUUACCACCCCCAGCCCACGGCCCCCAGGAUUAUCCGCCUUCACCUGCUGCGAGAGACUUACUGCCUUCCGGCUCUCGAGAUGAGCCCCCACCCGCCUCUCAGAGCAGUAGCCAGGACUCCUCGCCGGCUUUAAAACAGAGCCCCUAACUAUGACGUCUGACGUUUAGUCUGAGAGAAAGUGGACUGUGCACUAUUCGUUACAGUAAAGGAUUUUAUUGGCUUCAAAAUCCAAAAGUUUAUUUUCGAAGGUUUGUUUUUAGAACUAAGCUGCCCUGGCAGUGUGCAUUUUUGAGCCAAAAUAUUAAAAAAUAUCAUUUUCCCCCCUAAAUAGAAACCACCUCAUAAGCUAGAGCCUCCUUCCGACUUUGAAAUGUGCAAUAAAAAAAUACCUGUGUUUUAGUUAAUGUAGCAUAUGUAACUGCUAAAUGAUUUAGAACGUCAUGAAAACUAUGAACAUUUCCUGUGGAAAUGCUAUAAGAACACGUAUUUCCAUUCAUCCUAUUUUUAGUGUACACCAGUUGAAUACAGAACCAAUGGUGUUUAUAAGCUUGGUUUUUUAAAAUAUUUGGUCGCAAAGACUGUUAGGCUAAAAAUGUUUACUAAAAGAUCACGAAACUUUAUCUCCCCUCUUGCUGAAGUUCUUUGUAGUAAUAGUUCAUAAAAACUUCAUUAUUAAUAUUU